AUGUGGCUGAGAGUCUUCUUCACCUUCGUCUUCAGCUUCUCCAGCUGCCGGCCGGCUUCAGUCUUCCUGGAUCCGGAUCGAGCCCACGGAGUCCUGGUCCGGACUCGGAGGUAUAACUCGGGCUGGCUGGAGGAGCUACAGAUGGGGGAUCUGAAGAGGGAGUGUCUGGAGGAGCGCUGCUCCUAUGAGGAGGCCCGGGAGGUGUUCGAACACACCGAGACCACGGACGAAUUCUGGAGCACGUACAACCUUCCAGAUAGUUGUAAGCCGACUCCGUGUCUGAACGGCGGCAGCUGCUCCCCUCAGGGAUCGUCCUACACCUGUUUCUGCCUCCCGCAGUUCAGUGGACUCAACUGUGAGCUCGACUUCAGGACGAUUCGAGACAGCUGCCUGCUGGAGAACGGAGGCUGUGACCAUUUCUGUGAUGAAGGCGAGGGAGGACGAAGACUGAACUGCUCGUGUGCAGACAGCUACUUCCUGCAUGUUGACGGACAGAGCUGCAUAUCAAGAGAGUCGAUAGCGUGCGGCAUGGUACCGGUGCUGCACAGAGGAAACAAAGCUGAGCAGCUCGACUCUCGAGCUCGGAUCGUCGGAGGAACCGAGUGCCCCAAAGGUGAAUGCCCCUGGCAGGUGUUGCUGGUGUACAAAGGCAAAGGUUUCUGUGGAGGAGUUCUCUAUAAACCCACAUGGAUCCUCACAGCGUCUCACUGCCUCGAGGACGUGGACGCUCGCUUCCUGAAGGUGGUCGCAGGUGAGCACAACACGGCGGUGACGGAGGGCACGGAGCAGCUAGUCCAGGUGUCUGAGAUCUUCAUGCACGAGGACUACGUGAAGAUCACCGCUGACAACGACAUGGCCCUCCUCCACCUGGCGUCGCCCGUCGUCUACACGCCGUACGCCGUGCCGGCCUGCCUGCCGACGCGGUCGCUGGCCGAGCGCGAGCUCUGGGCGGUCGGCCGGCACACGGUGAGCGGCUGGGGGAGGAGGGGGGAGGACGGACCCACCUCCAACAUCCUCCGGCGGCUCAGGGUGCCGCGGAUCCGGACUCAGCAGUGCCAGGAGGAGAGCGGCGUGUCGAUCACAGACAACAUGUUCUGCGCCGGAUACAUCGAGGGCCGGGAGGACUCGUGUAAAGGGGACAGCGGUGGCCCGCUGGUGACGGAGUACAAGAAGACGGCGUUCCUGCUGGGCAUCGUCAGCUGGGGGAAAGGAUGCGCCCGACCGGGAAACUACGGCAUCUACACCCGAGUGUCCAACUACCUGGACUGGAUCCACAACCGGACCGCCACCGCAGACCUGCCGACGAACGCCAGCGAGGCUUCGACGCACAACCGGACGACCUGAAGGUCCACGAUGGAGGUUCAUGUUUUAUGUAUCAGCAGACUUUCAUUCUAUUAGAGUAGCUUGGCUUUAAAAAUAACACACAUGUAAGCAGUGAAUGUUGCAAUAGAUAU
Anarrhichthys ocellatus (wolf-eel) is the source of this 1454-nucleotide messenger RNA. Its product is annotated as coagulation factor VII-like. The coding region runs from base 1 to 1344 and encodes 447 amino acids. Gene Ontology annotation, cellular component: extracellular region. The transcript has 8 exons. Gene Ontology annotation, biological process: blood coagulation; proteolysis. The record is from RefSeq and is a predicted model, not a curated record. Gene Ontology annotation, molecular function: serine-type endopeptidase activity; calcium ion binding. Lineage: Eukaryota; Metazoa; Chordata; Actinopteri; Perciformes; Anarhichadidae.